UAGAAACUGCUAAAAGGGUAUAUCUGUCAAUUAAGUGUGGAGCUAUCUUCUUCCUCCUUGGGCUCUCUCUCUCUCUCUCUCUCUCCCGAGAUCUUUCUCGAUUUGCCUUUACUCGUUUCUCCUGCGAUAUCCGAGCUAAGCUGCAGUGAAAUAUGAUGCCUCAGCAUCAGAUCAAGGAGCAACAUAAUGCUCUCGUCAUGAAUAAGAAGAUCAUGUCCAUCCUUGCCGAGAGGGACGCUGCCGUCAAGGAAAGAAACGAGGCCUUGGCUGCUAAGCAGGAAGCUUUAGCCGCUCGGGAUGAAGCCCUUCAGCAACGGGACUUAGCUAUCUCUGAGAGAGAUAAUGCUAUCAUGGAGAGGGAAAAUGCCUUAACUGCUCUUCAACACCGUGAAAACCAUCUCAACUACAUUUUGGAUUGCGCAAAGCGUGGUGGCUACCAAACCUGUUUCACUGAAGAAACCCACUUGCCCAACCCUUCCCCAUUGUCAACCAUUCCACAUGAACCACCCAACACCAAAAGGAAGAAAGAUCGCAAGAGAAAGAAAGCUGGCGGCGAAGAUCUGAACCGUCAGCUUGCUUCUCCUGGGAAGAAAUGCAGAAAGGAUUGGGACUGUAACGAUGUGGGGUUAAACCUUGUCACGUUCGAUGAGACGACAAUGCCAGUGCCCAUGUGCACUUGCACCGGGACUGCUCGUCAGUGUUACAAAUGGGGAAAUGGCGGGUGGCAAUCGUCUUGCUGCACAACCACUUUGUCUCAGUAUCCGCUCCCGCAGAUGCCAAACAAGCGGCAUUCUCGAAUAGGCGGUAGAAAAAUGAGUGGAAACGUCUUCUCCAGGUUACUUAGCCGUUUAGCUGGAGAAGGGCACGACCUCUCCUCUCCGGUUGAUCUCAAGGACUAUUGGGCUAGGCAUGGCACGAAUCGCUACAUCAUUAUCAAGUAGCCGAGAUUUAUGAACCACUAUGUUAAAUCAGGUGUGUUUCUCUCUUCAUCCCUUUUUUCUUCUUCGUUUUUUUAACAAUUAGGUUCAAAAAUGGGAUGAAAGAAUGAAGCUUAGGCUCAUUGUUGUUUUUGUUGUCUAUAUAGUUCAGCUAAUACCAAAUGUUUAGUAGUAUUGUUUUGACUUGGUUUCGUGUUUAUGUAAUUGUAAACAGUCCAGUGAAUGAUGUCAUAUUUUAUUUUAGCAAAGUCUCAACUGAUUGAUCACAAAA
Molecule: messenger RNA, 1209 nt
Organism: Brassica napus (rape)
Lineage: Eukaryota; Viridiplantae; Streptophyta; Magnoliopsida; Brassicales; Brassicaceae
Product: protein BASIC PENTACYSTEINE5
Exons: 2
Coding region: 153-941 (262 amino acids)
Biological process (GO): response to ethylene
Cellular component (GO): nucleus
Molecular function (GO): DNA-binding transcription factor activity; sequence-specific DNA binding
Source: RefSeq, a predicted model, not a curated record